This is a messenger RNA of Arachis duranensis, 1414 nucleotides long. Its product is annotated as plasma membrane ATPase. The record is from RefSeq and is a predicted model, not a curated record. Lineage: Eukaryota; Viridiplantae; Streptophyta; Magnoliopsida; Fabales; Fabaceae. Gene Ontology annotation, biological process: regulation of intracellular pH; proton transmembrane transport. Gene Ontology annotation, cellular component: plasma membrane. Gene Ontology annotation, molecular function: P-type proton-exporting transporter activity; nucleotide binding. Bases 799 to 1257 code for a protein of 152 amino acids. The transcript has 3 exons.
UCCUCAUCUACACCCGCUAAACAUGCCUAGCCCGCACUACUGCAUUACCCUCUAUCCCACUAAGACCUAACCCUAACACACACAUCACACUCCAGCACAGCACUCUCCAUAAUCCACUUUGUAGGUUUCUCACACUCUUCACGCUCCCACCAGAGGCUCACCACUCUUUGUCGGCGGCGGAUUCCAUCACAGUAGCGUCCCCAUCCCGUCCAAAAUGCCCUCAUGCAUUUUGCUCUGUGUCGCUCCUUUCCUAGCGCUGUUGUGGUCUCCAUCCAAGGUCUUCGUCAUUUUUUUUUGUUUCAACCCCGUCGUCUCCGUCAUCUCACCAUUCAACAUCUCUCCGUCUCUCUUUGAUUUCUUCUACCAUAAGCUCUAUUCAGUGGCUACUACUGCUACUGGUUGCGUCGCUCGCAGUUCUGCUUGAUGUUCUUGUCGCUGUCAAAAUGGCCAUCGGAGUGAACAAGAUGCUGCAAUUUUAGUACCAGGAGACAUAAUCAACAUUAAAUUAGGAGAUAUCAUUCCGGACGAUGCUUGUCUUCUCAAGGGCAAUCCUCUAAGUUUUGAUUAGUCUGCUUUAAUAGGAGAAUCUCUUCUAAUGACCAAGAACCUAACUGAUGAAGUAUUUUCUGGAUCAAUAGUCAAGAAGGGUGAGAUAGAAGCAGUUGUGAUUGCCACUGGCGUGCACACCAUCUUUGGUAAAGCGGCUCACUUGGGGGAUAGUGCUAACCAAGUUGGAUACUUCUAGAAAGUGCUCACAGCAAUUGUCAACUUCUGCAUGUACUCAAUUGCUCGAAACGUAUGAUGACUAUUGAGGAAAUGGCUGGGAUGGAUGUCCUAUGCAGUGAUAAAACUUUAACAUUGACAAUGAAUAAGCUCAGUGUUGAUAGAAACUUGAUUGAGCUAUUUACUAAAGGUGUUGAGAAGGAGCAUGUUAUCCUUCUUACUGCAAGGGCCUCUAGGACCGAAUAUCAAGAUGCUAUAGAUGCUGCAAUUGUUGGGAUGUUUGCUGAUCCAAAGGAGGCUCAAGCCAGAAUCAGGGGGGUCCAUUUUCUUCCAUUCAAUCCUAUAGACAAGAGGACUACUCUAACUUACAUUGAUUUUCAUGGAAAUUGGCACCGUGUGAGCAAAGGAGCUCCGGAGCAGGAAAAACUUGUUUCAUUGGCAGCUUCUUAUGAUGGUUAUAAGGAUGAUAAAGGCUUAAUUUCUUUUCUCUUUAUUUACAUCAGAACCUUUUGCAACUGCAAAAAAGGAUGUUAGGAAGAAGGUUCAUGCAGUGAUUAAUAAGUUUGUCAAGCAUGGACUUCAGUUUUUAGGUGUUGCAAGAUACAUAUUGUAAUUUAAUUUCUAACUGUAUAAAGGUUUUAAUUUGUUGACCUUCCUUAGCGUUAAGGUGGGUAACAUAGAGCACAAUUCA